Molecule: messenger RNA, 1898 nt
Organism: Racocetra persica
Lineage: Eukaryota; Fungi; Glomeromycota; Glomeromycetes; Diversisporales; Gigasporaceae
Source: the annotation of a GenBank genome assembly
UACUAUUACUUGCCAUCUCUGGAACUUUUACAGUUGCUAUCCCACUUAGAAAGAGGGAUCAGCCAGAUGGUUGUGCUAAUAUUCAUCAAAGUUUUGUAUCAUCACGAAGUUCGAAUACAACUUUGACUAUUAAGUAUGAGGACGUUAAAAGUUGUUACAUGAGCUUUCCUUUUGAUCUUCAGCGGGCUACUGAAGUAGUGGAAUCACUUAAAGGAAUAUUUAAAACUUUCUAUGUAUUUUUUGAUCAGUCAAGAGAACCAGCAGAGCGGGGUUUUGACUUUAGAUCUGUGGAUAUAAAUGGAGAACUUGAUAAAUUGUUAAAAAAUGAUUACGCUACAGAUUUCGAAUUUAUGACUGAUGUAACUCAAAUUUUCAUUGAUCUUAAAGACGGUCAUACCGAUUUUAGAUCUGCUUGUUACAACGCAUUUUUCUUUCUUCAAGACAUCUGGCUUUAUUCAACUGUCGAUUGUCAUGGAUCACAGAUUAUUAAAGUACUCCAAGAUGAUUUAGAUUCCUCAAAUAAUAGGUGUGAGGUUACGAAAAUUGAUGGCAGUCCUGCUUUAGAAGUAAUUACCUCAUAUGCCAAAAACAAUAUCAGAAAUUCCCGUGAUCUUGGUGUAAGAUUUAACAUGGCAUUAGCAUCUCUCAAAUUUACUGAUGGUAUUUUCGGCUUAAAUAUGAACAUUAUUGCUUCAAGUCAAUUCACCAGACGUUUGACUUUACCGGAUUCUGAUAGUAUCACUUAUGAACUCAAAUGUAAUAAUAGCGAAACUAAAACAUUAAAAAGACCUUGGAGGAUAGCUAAUAAUGCUUAUAAUACUCUUGGUUUCACCGAUUCCAAAAGCUAUUUUGAAUCCAUCUGUCUUGUAAACAAAACCCAACAACCUAUUACUUCUAAUAUCAACCAACAAAAUUCGGAAUUGCCUAUAAAUUUAUCAACUAACAACACUCGUGUGGAAAUUCCUGGUGAUCAAUUCGACAACUUUGAUAAUUUUACUAUGUUUUAUAAAUUUAACAAAACUGGUGUCGUCGUUGUACCAACUUUCUUACCUCCUGCCUAUGCACUUGAUCAGAAUAAAUAUCAAUCUGAUCUUAUAGCUAAAUUUAAAAACUUUUCCCAAUCCGGUGUUGAAAAAGUUAAUUUUAGUAGUAAUGGAGGUGGUUUCAUACCUCUUGGUGAAUACUUUAACGAAAUUUUUAAACAACAAAAGAAUUUUACAUUCCCACGUGAUAUUAAGAUUAAUGAGGUCAUGUCAUUCCUUAUCGAUCAAGCCGAUAAACAAGGUCUUGGUUUUAAAACAUUAAGUUUUUCGCCUAGUGCAGAACAGUCAAUAUUUACUGGUCAACCUUUUAAAAACGCUGCUGAAUUUAUUGGUGAUAAUAAAUUCACAAGAGGUGGCGUAACUACUAAAUUUUCCAAUCUAUUUUUCGAUAUAUUAAACGAUUCCUCUUUAGCUGAUUGGAAAUCUCCAUGGACGAAUAAGGACAUUAUUGUGCUUACUGAUGGUGCUUGUGCAUCUACAUGCGCACAAACUGUUCAAUAUCUAUCUGAACAAGCUAAAAUUGCUACUGUCUCUGUCGGUGGUUUUCAUAAUACUAGUAUGUCUUACUCUUCAUUCCCUGGUGGAAAUGUUGUAACUGUAGAUGAUUUCUAUAGGCAGAUUAAUAACAUUACAAGUAACACUACCGACCCCAAACCUGAUAUACCAAAAAACUUUGCAACGGACAUUUCAAUGUUUAUCUUUAAAUUCACUUAUAGUGAAACUCAUGAUUUGGAAUUUCAUGAUAAGAUAAAUGAAUUCAUGUACAGACCUGCUACCCAUAGAUUAUUUUACGAUGAUGAAAGCAUUAUUAACCCUAGCAUUUUAUGGUUACAAGCUGCGAAAUUCAUUUCUUGA